This is a messenger RNA of Eupeodes corollae, 1432 nucleotides long. RefSeq names its product acylglycerol kinase, mitochondrial (gene Mulk). Gene Ontology annotation, biological process: ceramide biosynthetic process; protein insertion into mitochondrial inner membrane. The record is from RefSeq and is a predicted model, not a curated record. Gene Ontology annotation, cellular component: mitochondrion; TIM22 mitochondrial import inner membrane insertion complex. NCBI's taxonomy places the organism in Eukaryota, Metazoa, Arthropoda, Insecta, Diptera, Syrphidae. Gene Ontology annotation, molecular function: acylglycerol kinase activity; ceramide kinase activity; ATP-dependent diacylglycerol kinase activity. The coding region runs from base 178 to 1395 and encodes 405 amino acids. The transcript has 5 exons.
UCUGAACCGAAGUAGAAUAUGGCGAAUUAGACGUCAGAUUGACAUCUUCCUAUCGCAACGAAAAAUAUGUCAACAAUCGUGUUUUGAUUUUAACCUCUGCUUUAUUUUAAGAGAAAUAACAAUUUUCAUAAGUUACAUUUCACAUAUGUGAUAAGAGAAACGUAAAGAUCUAUCAAAAUGAAAAUUGUAUCCAUUAUAAGAACAAAUUGGAAGAAAACUGUCUUCGGUUUGGGAUUGGGGGCCUACGCAAUAAACUAUGGACUAGAGAUGUACCAAAUAUCUUCCUUGAUGAGAGCGUACAGCGAAAAGGCAGCUAUAUAUGGAGAUCACAUUGGUGUAUAUCCCAGAAAGCUCAUUGUUAUUUUAAAUCCUGCUGCAAACAAUAAGAAGGCAGAAAAAACUUUCUCAAAAUACUGUGAGCCUAUUUUACAUUUGGCGGGAUUUACUGUGGACAUAGUUCGGACCGAUUCGGAAGGAUAUGCGAAAAGCUUUGUUGAGCAACUUAAAUCAGCACCAUACGGGAUUGUUGUAGCGGGUGGAGAUGGUUCGGUCUCCGAAGUUCUAACAGGGUUAAUGCGGAGAAAUGUAGACCGUUGCCCAAUUGCACUUUUACCACUAGGAACCAAAAAUGAAACAACCAAGAAAGUCUUAAAUUUAAACUGGUCCUCGAAGAUAAGUGAAGUUGAAGCACUUCUGAAUGCCUCCUUGAAUAUCGCACGUGAAAGGCUUGAAAGGAAGAGCAUAUUCAAAAUUGAUCCAAUUCUGACAGAAAAUGAUGGCCAACAGGCAAGCAAGCCUAUUUUUUCCAUGGGAUCAAUAGAAUGGGGUAUUUAUCACGAUAUAAAAUCUAUGGAGGACAAAUAUUGGUAUCUUUGGAAAGCAGAUAAAUAUUUGUCUGCUCUAUUGAAUUUAUUCAAUGACAAAUUAUCGUGGGACUGUAAAGCAGAUCUUAGUUUUACACCGCCUUGUAUAGGAUGCACAAACUGUUUGGUUUCGAACGAAGUCGCAAUAUCUAACGGAUCAAUAUUUUCACGAUUAUUUUCUAGAAGACCUACAUCGAAUGUCAAUGCAAUUGCUCCUACAUCCGACGUUCAAUGUGAAAAACACAGUAAACAAUUGAAUGCAAGUAACGUCCGGAUUUAUGUUGAUGAAUCAUCUAACAGCAGUAAACUGGUUUUGGAAUCAGAUGAAAAUAUGAAAACAGGAUUUGACGCAUUUUUCAAGUACUUGUCGAAAGAUAAAGUGUUUGAGCUUAUAAAAUUUCGUACAAUGAAUUUCAUUCCGGACGAGAAUUGUGUAGGCCCUUCGAAAUUGUAUUCUAUAGACGGCGAAGCAUACGAUGUUCGUCCCAUUAAGGUAACGUUAGUUCCAAAGGCUAUUGAAAUAUUCAGUUAAAAGUAAAUAAAUUAACGUUAUAAAUUGUUCCAAAUGA